Humulus lupulus (European hop) is the source of this 3130-nucleotide messenger RNA. RefSeq names its product probable alpha,alpha-trehalose-phosphate synthase [UDP-forming] 11. Lineage: Eukaryota; Viridiplantae; Streptophyta; Magnoliopsida; Rosales; Cannabaceae. The record is from RefSeq and is a predicted model, not a curated record. The transcript has 3 exons. Gene Ontology annotation, molecular function: catalytic activity. The coding region runs from base 293 to 2869 and encodes 858 amino acids. Gene Ontology annotation, cellular component: cytosol. Gene Ontology annotation, biological process: trehalose biosynthetic process.
UCUUAUCCAAUUACUUAUUCAAAAUUUAAAAAUAAAAAAUCAAAUUUUUAUAGUUAAGAGAGAGAAAAAAAAAAGAGCGUAUUAAGAGAAAGAGAUUUUUCUUUCUCUCUCCAUUAUGGAAGGUGUAUCAACAACGUCCUUGAUUUUCAUUACUCCUAGAUUCAUCUAUCUCUGCAACACCCAUAUAUGAAAACCAAAAAAAAAAAAUUCAAAUCUUUGAUUGAAAAGUAUCCAAUCCCAUUAUCAAAAUCGAAUUUUUAUAAAGGAUCCAGUUUUCACUUCUCUGGUCAUUAUGCUAUCGGGAUCAUCGCGUUUGGACCAGUUGAAUUUGCUUUCCAUUGAUGAUUUUUGGGCUAUGAAUCGCUUCCCAAGACUCAUGACUAUGCCCGGUGUGAUAUCACCGCCGUCGGAGUUCGAAAACGGCGACGUCUCGUCUCCUACGUCCUCCGUCGCCGUUCAAGAGCGACGUAUCGUCGUUUCGAACCAGCUACCGAUACGAGCGACCAGAAACGCCGAGACCUCAAAAUGGUCGUUUGAACUGGACAAGGACAGCCUCGUACUACAACUCAAAGACGGGUUCGGUCCCCAAGUCGAAGUAAUCUACGUGGGUUGUCUCGAAGUCGAGAUCGAAGCUCCGGAGCAGGACGAGGUAUCCCAAAUUCUCCUCGACAGGUUUCGUUGCGUCCCGACUUUCUUGUCGUCCGAGACUCGGGACAAGUUCUACCAUGGAUUCUGUAAACACUAUCUCUGGCCUUUGUUUCAUUACAUGUUGCCCAUUUCGCCUAGCCACGGAGCCAGGUUCGAUAAGUCCCAAUGGCGAGCCUACGUCUCGGCUAAUAAGUCCUUCGCCGAUAAAAUCAUGGAGGUCAUAAAUCCAGAUGAGGAUUUCAUCUGGGUUCACGAUUACCAUCUCAUGAUCCUCCCCACCAUCCUCCGAAGACGAUUCCACCGAGUCAAACUCGGUUUCUUCCUCCACAGCCCUUUUCCUUCGUCUGAAAUCUACAGGACUCUGCCUGUUCGUAACGAGAUUCUCCAGGGUCUGUUGAACUGUGAUCUUAUUGGGUUUCACACGUUCGAUUACGCCAGGCAUUUCUUGUCCUGUUGUAGUCGGAUGUUGGGUUUGGAUUACCAGUCGAAAAGGGGUUAUAUUGGGCUCGAGUACUAUGGUCGAACAGUUGGUAUUAAGAUCUUACCAGUUGGGAUCCAUAUGGGUCAGCUUCAAUCUGUUUUGUCUCUUUCUGAAACUGCAGAAAAAGUCAGGGAAUUGAAAGAAGAAUACGACGGAAAGAUUGUCGUUUUGGGUGUCGACGACAUGGAUUUGUUUAAAGGUAUUAGCUUGAAGUUUCUGGCAAUGGGUCAACUCUUGGAAGAGCAUGCUCACUUAAGAGGUAAAGUAGUUUUAAUUCAGAUUACUAACCCUGCAAGAAGCCAAGGCAAAGAUGUUCAAGAUGUUGAGAACGAGAGCAACUCCAUUGCUGAAGAGAUUAACCAAAAGUAUGGUGAAGAUGGUUACCAGCCAAUUGUUUUCAUCAAAAGACAGGUUACGACAUUAGAGAAGGCUGCGUUCUAUGCCAUAGCUGAGUGCUGUGUAGUGAAUUGUGUCAGAGAUGGUAUGAAUUUGGUGCCUUAUAAGUACACUGUUUGUAGGCAGGGGAGCCCUGUUUUGAACAAGGCAUUGGGAGUUGCUGAAAAUCCCAAGGAGAGUGUUAUAAUUGUGUCCGAAUUCAUCGGUUGUUCGCCUUCUCUUAGUGGCGCCAUUCGGGUCAAUCCAUGGAGCAUUGAGGCUGUCUCUGAUGCCUUGAAUUUGGCCAUUUGUAUGCCGGAGAUGGAGAAGAGGCUUCGCCAUGAGAAGCAUUACAAGUACAUUAAUUCUCAUGAUGUGGCCUUUUGGGCUAAGAGUUUUGAUCAAGACCUUGAGAGAGCUUGUAAAGAUCAUUACUCUAAGAGGUGUUGGGGAAUUGGGUUUGGUUUAGGAUUUAGAGUUGUGGCUUUGGGACCAAAUUUCAGAAAGCUCUCAUUGGAACAUAUAGUUUCUGCUUAUAGAAACACAACUAGUAGGUUGAUACUAUUGGACUAUGAUGGUACUAUUAAGUCACAAGCUUCGGUUAACAAAGCUCCUUCUGAUAUAAUCAUCUCUCUAUUGAAUUGCUUAUGUGAUGAUCCUAAAAAUGUUGUCUUCAUUGCUAGUGGAAGAGGGAGGGAGCCACUCAGUGAAUGGUUUGCACCAUGUAAGAAAUUGGGUAUUUCAGCUGAGCAUGGCUACUUUACAAGGUGGAAUAGUAGUUCUUCAUGGGAAACUUGUUCCUUAGCAGUGGACUUUGAUUGGAGAAGGGUUGCAGUUCCAGUAAUGGAACUUUAUACUGAGGCAACAGAUGGGUCUUUUAUAGAACAGAAAGAAAGUGCAUUGGUUUGGCACCACCAAGAUGCUGACCCUCAUUUUGGCUCAUCUCAGGCCAAGGAGCUUCUUGACCAUCUUGAGAGUGUUCUUGCAAAUGAGCCUGUUGUGGUCACCAGAGGUCAACAUAUAGUGGAAGUAAAGCCUCAGGGUGUGAGUAAAGGCAGAGCUGUUGAAAGCCUCAUAUCAACUAUGCAAAGCAAUGGCAGGUCACCAGAUUUUGUGCUGUGCAUAGGGGACGACCGCUCUGAUGAGGACAUGUUCGAGUCCAUUUACCGGUCAUCCUCGAACCCCUCCUCUCUACCAGCCAUAGCUGAAGUCUUUGCCUGCACAGUAGGCCAGAAGCCAAGCACAGCAAAGUACUAUCUUGAUGAUUCAACUGAAGUCAUUAAGCUUCUCAUUGGCCUUGCUUCUGCUUCAGUACUUGAGCCAAAAUUCAAUAGUGCCUCACAUUCAUUUGAAGUUCUUUCUUAGGAAAAAGGAAAAUGGGAGUUACAGCUUUUGGGGUCUUGAGUUUCAUAGAGCUUAUCUCUGUUUGAUCUCUUAUCUUUUGUUAGGAGUUGAUAGAAUAUGUCUUUUCUUUUUAGAGUUUAUGAUAAGAUGAUGUGAUACCUCCUUGUACAGACUAUGAUACUUAGUUUUACAGCUUUCGUUUGAAAAAAGAAACAGAAAAGCCAACCCUUAGAAAAAUUUCAGAUUUACUUCAUUCAAUUUCAACAGGAAAGAUUUUGGUUC